ACCUGAUUUAGUUUACCUAAUCAUAGUCAUUUAUGUUCUUAGCAUUUCUCACGUACACGCAUUUAUAACAUAUAGUUAAUCUCUCUUAACGCGCGUGUAAUGACCGAUAUGGUUUAUGCGUAACUGUAAAAAAGUGUGGGAAAGAUUAUGCUUCUUUUGACUGGUCUAAGCCACCUUGAGAUGAUAUUCAUCCACAUAUGCACACAAAAAGUAAAACUUUCUUUUCUUGAUAAAGAUGGUGGCUAAUUUUGAGAUCUUUAGCAGAAUUCAACCUCAUGAAUACUUGAAGAAGUUUCUAAAUGAAAAAGUGAGACCAGAUGGAAGAGUUCUUGAACAGUUCAGAAAAACUAUGAUUACAAAAAACGCCAUAUCAACAGCCAAUGCAAGUGCAAUGGUUCGAUUAGGAGGCACCACUGUUGUCUGCGGUAUCAAAGCAGAAGUGAGUGAACCCAAGAUGAGCACACCUGGUCAGGGAUAUUUGGUGCCUAAUGUCGAGUUAUCACCCUUAUGUUCUUCCAAGUUUAAAGCAGGACCACCUUCUGAAAAAGCACAGGUAUUAUCAGAACUUAUCCAUCAACUUUACACAAAAUCAAAUGUGUUUCCUCUAGAGAAAUUAUGCAUUGAGGAAGGAAAGGCGGUAUGGGUAUUGUAUGCAGAUAUCGUAUGUUUAAACUAUGAUGGGAAUGUACUGGAUGCAAGCUUACUGGCAUUAUCGAUUGCAUUAAGAGACUUGAAAUUACCAAAAGCAGAAGUAACUCCUUCAAUGAUAGUAGAAGCAGAUCCUAAUGAGUUCAAUGAUCCUAUUGAACUAUCAAGAUUCCCUGUCCCAUCCACAUUUUGCGUGUUUAAUAAUCCAGAUGUUAUAUUAGCAGAUCCUAAUGAUACAGAAGAAAUACUCACCAAGGAGACAAUUACGAUUAUCAUGGAUUUAGAUUAUAAUAUUUGUAGAACAUAUAAAACUGGAGGAAAUACAGUCAGCAUAGAACAACUGAAAUAUUGCAUCAAAAAGUCAAAAGAGAGAGUAGACGAGAUAAGGCAACUGAUCAGUUCAGCGUAAAAUAUACACCAAGCAUACACACACACACAUUGGAUAUAAAUAAAAUAAACUUCUUGGCCUUAAAACUUGUAUCUUAAUGACUCCUUUUUUUUUCCCAUCGUACACACUCUUGC
Molecule: messenger RNA, 1170 nt
Organism: Rhizopus microsporus ATCC 52813
Lineage: Eukaryota; Fungi; Mucoromycota; Mucoromycetes; Mucorales; Rhizopodaceae
Exons: 4
Coding region: 236-1057 (273 amino acids)
Biological process (GO): nuclear polyadenylation-dependent mRNA catabolic process; U5 snRNA 3'-end processing; nuclear polyadenylation-dependent rRNA catabolic process
Cellular component (GO): nuclear exosome (RNase complex); cytoplasmic exosome (RNase complex)
Source: RefSeq, a predicted model, not a curated record